Messenger RNA from Aureobasidium musti, 378 nucleotides. Lineage: Eukaryota; Fungi; Ascomycota; Dothideomycetes; Dothideales; Saccotheciaceae. The record is from the annotation of a GenBank genome assembly.
AUGUCUCAAAACCUGAUGGAUACUCAACCUGGAGGCGACACCGAGGGCUCCACAUCGCAGUACACAGCCAUCAAUACCGUCACAAUCCCGCAUAAGAAGUCAGGUGGUCAAUUCGGCAACCCCGAGACCUCUGUCGAUUCCGUCCCCGAAGUCGAAGCCGCCCAAAAAGCAGAAGAUGGCGAGAAGACGGCAGAGAAGAUCCGCUACGGACAAUCAUUAAGCGAGAACGGCAUGGGAGGUCAGACUACUGGUCUCGGAGAGGCAAACAGCAGCGGUGCAGGCUCAAAGGCACAGGAUGAGACUGAGGAUCCCGUGAGCGAGAGACAAAAGUCUGGAUACGGUGGUGACAACGACAUGGACAGAAAUAUUGGUGCAUAA